AUGACGGAACAGUGGGUAGACACUGUGCAGGGUUACAACUCCAAAAUACUUGUUCUUGCUGCCUUGGGGCACCCGCAGCACCACGCACCUGUUUGCGCUGCCACCACCUACAACGUGGCGGAUCCGCGGAGAUUCCACUGCCUCGCCAUGGGAGGUUCCGACAGCAGCCAGGUGCCCAAUGGCAAGAGAAUGAGAACAGCGUUCACCAGCACACAGCUCCUGGAGCUGGAGCGGGAGUUCUCUUCCAACAUGUACCUGUCUCGUCUCCGGAGGAUCGAAAUAGCUACCUACCUGAACCUGUCGGAGAAGCAGGUGAAAAUCUGGUUUCAGAACCGCCGGGUGAAGCACAAAAAAGAGGGGAAAGGCACACAGAGGAACAGUCACGCGGGCUGCAAGUGCGUGGGUAGCCAGGCGCACUAUGCGCGCUCAGAGGACGAGGACUCCCUGUCGCCGGCAUCCGCUAACGAGGACAAGGAGAUUUCCCCCUUAUGAGGGGUCCGCCCCCUCAAACCACACACAAGCCAACACUGGUACACCUAGAGGCCAAAAGUCUCUCCCGUCGCCUUCUUGGCACCAGCGGAAGGAGUCUGACAAGCCGUCCUUGGGAAUUCAGAGC
Messenger RNA from Fukomys damarensis (Damara mole-rat), 616 nucleotides. It is a transcript of the gene Gsx2, whose product is annotated as GS homeobox 2. Gene Ontology annotation, cellular component: nucleus. Bases 1 to 492 code for a protein of 163 amino acids. The transcript has 3 exons. Gene Ontology annotation, molecular function: DNA-binding transcription factor activity, RNA polymerase II-specific; sequence-specific double-stranded DNA binding. The record is from RefSeq and is a predicted model, not a curated record. Gene Ontology annotation, biological process: regulation of DNA-templated transcription. NCBI's taxonomy places the organism in Eukaryota, Metazoa, Chordata, Mammalia, Rodentia, Bathyergidae.